This is a messenger RNA of Helianthus annuus (common sunflower), 2180 nucleotides long. RefSeq names its product probable E3 ubiquitin-protein ligase ARI8. The record is from RefSeq and is a predicted model, not a curated record. NCBI's taxonomy places the organism in Eukaryota, Viridiplantae, Streptophyta, Magnoliopsida, Asterales, Asteraceae. Gene Ontology annotation, biological process: positive regulation of proteasomal ubiquitin-dependent protein catabolic process; protein polyubiquitination; ubiquitin-dependent protein catabolic process. Gene Ontology annotation, molecular function: ubiquitin protein ligase activity; ubiquitin conjugating enzyme binding; zinc ion binding. Gene Ontology annotation, cellular component: cytoplasm; ubiquitin ligase complex. The transcript has a single exon. Bases 250 to 2004 code for a protein of 584 amino acids.
UGGGCCCAGAAAUCGAAGUUUCGCUAUAUUUUCCAUUGCUCCCAAAACUCAUCUUUUCCAUUGUUUUCCUUUAUUAACAUGAAAUUCUUCCUCAACUUAAUCACUACCCUCCUACCUCCACCCCCCUCCAAAAAUCCCCAAAUUAUUCGCAAUCUCGUUAAAUUUCUUCUUAAACCCUAAUCAAUCCACCCCCGAUCACCCCAAAUCCCCAAACCCUUUAACCAAUUCCCCACAAUUCACCACUUUCUCAUGCAACCCAUGGAUUCCGAUCAUCUUUUCCAAUACACAUUCACUCAUUUUUCCGAUGAUGAUCAAGAUUAUUACGACGACGCUUAUUCCGAUGAUGAUUGUGCUAUAGAUGACGGCGCCGAUGAUUCCAAUGUUUUGGUCAACCGCGUCAAUUCUACGAGCGACAAAAGCUAUCUAAUUUUGAAAGAAGAUGAUCUUGCUCAACGUUAUGAAGAAGAUAUUGUUAAGGUUACCUCUGUUUUAUCUGUUUCUAGAGAUUCUGCUUGCAUGUUGUUGGUUAAGUAUAAUUGGGAUGUUAGUAAGCUUCAUGAAGCUUGGUUUCAGGAUGAGGGUCAAGUUCGUGGGAGUGUCGGGUUGUUAGACGUUGAUUUGUCGGUUAAAUUCCCCGAAUAUUCAGAUGAAAAGGCUGUUGUUGAUUGUGGGAUUUGUUUCGAAUCGGUCCGGGUUGGGGAUACCGCAACAUGUGGGUGUGAUCAUAGGUUUUGUAAGGCGUGUUGGAAGAGUUAUGUGUGUACUGCUGUUGAGGAUGGACCUGGGUGUUUGACUUUGAGGUGUCCGGAGCCGUCUUGCAAGGCUGCGGUUGGGCCGGAUAUGGUUCGCGUGUUGGCGAGUGAAAACGAAAGGAAAAGGUAUGAUCUUUUUCUGCUUAGGACUUAUGUCGAGAGUAAUAAGAGGGUUAAGUGGUGUCCUGGGCCGGGAUGCGAGUAUGCUGUUGAGUAUGAUGAUGAUUUCGAGAUCGGUAGUUACGAUGUUUCGUGUAAUUGUAAGUAUGGUUUUUGUUGGAAGUGUAUGGAGGACGCUCAUCGUCCGUUGGAUUGUGAAACCGUCGGUAAAUGGGUGUUGAAAAAUAACGCCGAAGCGGAAAACACUAACUGGAUUCUCGCGUAUACGAAGCCUUGCCCGAAAUGUAAGCGGUCGAUUGAGAAGAACCACGGUUGUAUGCACAUGACUUGCAGGCCGCCGUGUGGAUAUGAGUUUUGCUGGUUGUGUCUUGGGCCGUACAAUAGACAUGAUGGCAGAGCUUGUAAUGGUUAUGCUAAAGAAGGGGGUCCGGUUCAUGAAGCGGAACGUCAAAGAGAGUUGGCUAAAAAAGCAAUUGAGAGAUAUACGCAUUACUACGAGCGUUGGGCUGCAAAUGAGAAGUCGAGAAAACAAGCUCUUACAGACUUGCAUAAGAUUGAAACCGUUGAUCUUAAGACGCUAAGUUUAACCUAUCGCCAGCCCGAGACGCAGUUGCAGUUCAUUAUAGAUGCUUGGUUACAGAUAGUUGAAUGCAGGCGCAUGCUGAAAUGGACGUAUGCAUACGGGUAUUACAUACCGAAAAUCGAAGAGGCUAAAAAGACGUUCUUUGAGUAUGUGCAGGGUGAAGCAGAAUCUGGCUUAGAAAGGCUUCAUCUUUGUGCGGAGAAAGAACUACAAACUUAUAUUAUAAACGAAGACAAAGACAUCACCGAGGAGAAGUUUAAUUGUUUCAGAAUAAAGUUAACUGAUUUGACUAAAGUGACUCGCAAAUAUUUCGAAAAUCUGGUGAGGGCACUAGAGAAUGGUCUUGCGGAUGUUGACUCGCACGAGGGUGCAGCAGGUGGUUCAAGUAGCAAGGUUAAAGCGCGAAAGGGGUCUGAUCAGGGUGGUGAAUCGUCACGACGAGGGUCUGAUGGUGCAAAGAGAAUGAGGAUGAUGGGGACUCGGCGUCCCAUGGAUGAUACACACAGACAUGCGGCUUGGAUGGCUGGUGAGUCAUCGGGCAAUGACUAACCGAGUGAUGAUGUUUGUCUAGUUAUGUUUUGCUAUGAACAUGAAUGGUGUGCAGGGUAUUUGGUAUAGUUGUUUCUAAAACUGUAUAAGUUAUUUCCUUUACUUCUAACUUUAAAACUUCUUUCUGUUUGUGGACUUUUAUUUUUUUUGGUUUCUGUGCUUUCUUCAUUUUAUGA